Molecule: messenger RNA, 1572 nt
Organism: Pseudopodoces humilis (Tibetan ground-tit)
Lineage: Eukaryota; Metazoa; Chordata; Aves; Passeriformes; Paridae
Gene: CFAP53
Product: cilia and flagella associated protein 53
Source: RefSeq, a predicted model, not a curated record
AUGGCGGCGCGGCCCCCGCCCCGUCCCCAGCCCCCUCACUGCUCUCACACCCAAAGACGCCGGGAAUUCACCGGCUGCGGGCCGCACGAGGUGGCGCUGCUAGCCAAGCCCUUCAAGAGAAACAUCGUGGAGGAGGCGAUUUUGGCUGAGAGGGUGCGGCAGGAGGAGCAGUGUGAGCAAGAACGUGACCUGCGGGUGUUCUGGCACUACCGCAACGCCUGCGACUGGCACAAGGGCGGCGAGGACAAAUGGCUGCACCGCACUGUCGAGAGGAAGGUCCGGGAAACCCUGCAGCAGUACCUGCAGGAGAUCGAUGUGAGAAGAGAGAGGCUGCGUGACUUUCUGGAGGCAGAGGAAAGUAGGCACUUUGCUGAGGUGGAAGCACUUGAUGAAGAAAAUGCACAGAACAGAGAAGUAAAGAUGAAGGAACAAGCAAAAUUACUGAGGGAGAAGAGGGAGCAGGAUAGACUAAAAGUGGUGGCUGAGAAGCGAGAGCAACAGUUCAGAAACCGAUGUGAAGAGUAUCGCAUACUCUGUAAAAAACAGAGUGAGAAGGAGCUGGGUGACUGCCAGCUGGCCCAGCAGACUCUGAAGGAGAUACUGAAAAAGGAAGAGAAGAUGCAGGAGCAGAAGUUGGAAGAGAUUUGUGAGAAGGAACUGUUGGCUAAGGAUGAGGAAGCAGAGCUGAAGGCACAGGAGGUGGCAGCGCGGAUCCGGGAGAUGCUGGAUGUGCGUGAAGCCCAGGUGGCCGUGCACACCGCUCGCCAAGAGGAGAAGAAGCAGGAGAUAAAAAAGGAGGCUGAAUGGCUGGAACAAGAUCUGCACCAGUUUAGGAAGGAAAAUGAAGAGCUUGAGAGGAAGAGGCGACAUCAGCAGAAGGAAUGCAGGGAGCUAUUGCUCAAAGCAGUGCAGGACAAGCAGAAACAUCUUGAUGCAGAAAAACAAACUCAACUUGCCCAAGAGAAGAAAAUCUUGGAAGAAGACUUUCAGGACACCAACAGGAUAUAUGCUGAGAUAACAACGAAAAAACAAGCGCUGUUGAAGGAGCAGCUUACUUACCUGGAUCAUCUGGCUGAACAGCUGAGGAGGGAGAAGGAGCAAGAAAGAGAAGACGAGAAGCUCUUGAAGGAAGAGAGGGAUCAGGCUUGGGCCAAGAGGGUUGAGAAAAUGAAAGAAGAGAGGGAGGCUCGAUUUCAGCUGCUGAGAGAUGUCAUGAACACAAGACAGACUCAGAUGGAGGAGAAGUUGCAGAAAAAAGCACAGAGGAAAAUAGAGAUUGCUGAAGAGAAGAAGAAAAUGGCUGAAGCAAUCAGAGAAUUUGAACGUGAAGAAGAAGAAAAACGUAUAAGAAAAGUACAGAAGGCCAAAGAAUACAGAGACCAGCUCACAACUCAAAUUGCCUAUCAACAGUGUCUCCAGAAAGCUGAGGAAGAGAAGAGGAAGAAAGAGCAUGAAUCAAACAUGGAAGCAGAGAGAAAGUACCAGGAAAGGGUACAGUUAAUUCUGUCAAUGCCCAACGAGUCUGUGCUAAAGCCUCCCACUACGAAAAAAGCACUAAUGCUUGACUCUUAA